GGGCGGAAGGGCCCGGUUCUGCGCGGCUAUUGGCUGGUUGGAGGAGGCGCACGCGGCUGAGGCGGCGGCGGGCGGCAGGGGGCUCCCCCCGACAUGGCGGUGCAGGACGCGCGCCCCAACCACACCAUCUACAUCAACAACCUCAACGAGAAGAUCAAGAAAGAUGAGCUGAAGAAAUCCCUCUACGCCAUUUUCUCCCAAUUCGGGCAAAUCCUGGAUAUUUUGGUGUCCCGUAGUUUGAAGAUGAGGGGUCAAGCCUUCGUCAUCUUCAAGGAGAUCAGCAGUGCCACCAACGCCCUCCGCUCCAUGCAGGGCUUCCCCUUCUACGACAAACCCAUGCGGAUCCAAUACGCCAAGACGGAUUCGGAUAUCAUCGCUAAAAUGAAAGGAACUUUCGUGGAACGAGACCGUAAACGAGAAAAAAGGAAACCUAAAGGUCAAGACGCGCCGGCGGCGAAGAAAAGCGGAGCCGGGACGGGGACGCCGGCGGCGGGCGGCGUUCAGGGAGCCGUUCCCGGAAUGCCGCCGAUGAACCAGGCGCCCCGCAUGAUGCACCACAUGGCGGGGCAACCUCCCUACAUGCCUCCGCCGGGGAUGAUCCCGCCACCCGGUAUGACUCCGGGGGGGAUCCCACCGGGAGCCAUGCCCCCCCAGCAGGUGAUGCCGGGCCAGAUGCCCCCCUCGCAGCCGCUCUCGGAGAACCCCCCAAAUCACAUCCUCUUCCUCACCAACCUGCCUGAGGAGACCAACGAGCUGAUGCUCUCCAUGCUUUUCAAUCAGUUCCCCGGUUUCAAGGAGGUGCGCUUGGUGCCGGGUCGACACGACAUUGCCUUCGUGGAAUUCGAUAACGAGGUGCAGGCGGGGGCCGCCCGUGAUGCCCUCCAGGGUUUUAAAAUCACCCAAAACAAUGCCAUGAAAAUCUCCUUCGCCAAAAAGUGACACACACACACACCCCAAAACUCCCCCCAGCACCCCAAAACCCCCUCAGCACCCCAAACACCUCCCGCCAGCCCCUCCCUUUCCCCCCAUCCCUCCCUCCCCGAAGGUAAGUUUGCCCUGAGGCGGCCGACCCUUCGUCCCCUCCUCUUCUUUUGCCCCCCACCCCCUCUUUUCUUGCCCCCCCGGGGUGUCUGGGGGGGUCUGGGCCCCCCCCUCAGCAUUGUACCCAGGGUCUCUCUGCAGACAUUGCACCUGGAGCCUCUUUCCCCGUGUCCCCCCUCCCCAAAAAAUAAACCCCCCUUUGUCCCA
Messenger RNA from Phalacrocorax carbo (great cormorant), 1248 nucleotides. NCBI's taxonomy places the organism in Eukaryota, Metazoa, Chordata, Aves, Suliformes, Phalacrocoracidae. The record is from RefSeq and is a predicted model, not a curated record.